Malassezia japonica is the source of this 1080-nucleotide messenger RNA. RefSeq lists its product as uncharacterized. NCBI's taxonomy places the organism in Eukaryota, Fungi, Basidiomycota, Malasseziomycetes, Malasseziales, Malasseziaceae. The transcript has a single exon. The record is from RefSeq and is a predicted model, not a curated record. Bases 1 to 1080 code for a protein of 359 amino acids.
AUGAGCCUGCCCGCCAUCCUCCGGAACCCACGUUUGCGUCAUUUGCAACAGCCUCCUCGGCAGCGGCUGAGCCCCAGCGCGGGGCCGGGUGUGGCCAACAAUGACCCGCGUGUGGGCAAGCGGCGGAUGCGGCGCACCGAAAACAGCCGCUUCGCUUCAAACCCACACACGGUUCGCCCCACCGCUUCAGACUACGAGGUACGGCCCAACUCUGUGCGCUCUACCUUUGAAGUACAGCGCGAUGGGAAGUCGACCCGCUUGGAGAAGAUCACCGAGUCGUACGUGCCGGACUUUGCUUCGCCACAGCACGACUCGGCGGCGUUCGAAGUGAGCUCGGCAAUGAGCGGCCAGUUUACCAUCAGCCUGCGAGACGCCCAGCAGUUCUUGCGCGCGCGCCAGUCGACGCAGAACUCGGUCGAGUGCAUGACAAGGGCGAUGGAUGCCGUGUCCUUGUCGGCGCCGAGCACGCUGGGCGUGCCUACAAACCCUGGGACGUUUAUCGAGCAACUGAUCGCUACCGCCUCGCGCGAGAUCUCGACGUGGCUCCAGCAAACCGUGCACUUGCAGAAUAGCGAGGGAGGGGGGUCGCGUCGCGAGAUUCUCACGCGCCCUUCCUCGUCUGUGCGAGACAGCACGGCAAUCUUGGAGCUGCGCCGGACGCCUUCGCUCUUGGUCUGGCAUAUCGACGACGCAUACAACCGCCUGGCUGUACACUGUGUUGCACGUGUGCUCGACUGCCCCAGCUUCUCUCGCGCAGUGCUUUCUGGCGAGAGGGCGCCAGGCAGUGUCGAUCGGCAUACGUGGAUCCUGCACCCGAACCCGUUAGUGCGUGGUAAGCGCGCGCGUCGGGCCAUCGCGCAGCGGCCUGUGCACAACCGCACGAGCUCAACGAGCACGGCGGGAAGUGUCACGUCGUCUGCAGUGGGUCCCGAUCCGGACGCGCUCCCGCUUACGGCGGGUAUCUUGCAGCAUUCCGUUGGUGGGCUGAACACGCCUCCCGUGACGGACUAUGAGUACACCUCGACCGAGGAGUUUACAGAGAGCGACCGUGGCGAGACCGCCUCAGACGUCGAUCCGUAA